UCCUGGCGUCGACGCUAUUCGAUGGGAACACCGGACAAAAACAGAGACGGAGGAAAUAGGUCCUCGCAUUCCUUUAAAAAAAGCCCCUCUCCUUGGUGUUUCCAUGUGAACUGCUGCUACAAAAACACGUUGACGGUAGGAGGGAUGUGGGACCUGCUGCUCAGGCCUCUGAAAUGUCUCCAGGAAAAGUGAUCUGUGGAUGAUGCAGUGAGUCAGAAGGAAAAAAACCAAAGUCAUCAAAUUCAGGCAAAAUAUAUCCCAAAGAGCAACCUCUUCCAGUUGACAUAGAAGCAAGACUUCUGCCAAGUCAGCUGCUGCCAAGUCAGCUGCUGCCAUGUUGAUGCCAGGGCCACUGUGGUUGUGGCUGUCACUGGCAUGGGUUGGAAGCUGCGGCUCUCACAGCCUGUUCACCUGUGAGCCCAUCAAAGUGCAUCGGUGCCUCGGUAUGCCCUACAACAUGACUUUCUUUCCUAACAUGAUGGAUCACUACGACCAGGAAAUCGCAGCUAGCAAAAUGGAGCCGUUUAUGCCCCUAGCAAGCCUACAGUGCUCACCGGACGUCCACCACUUCCUGUGCCAAGCCUUUAUCCCGGCGUGCAGCGAGGAGAACCGGGUGAUCCGCCCAUGCAGGGAAAAGUGUGAGGCCGUCCUGUCCGACUGCGAGGAGAACAUUCGCAUUUUUGGCAUCACCUGGCCUCCUGAGCUACAGUGCAGCAAAUUGAAACCUUGCGGGUUGGACGGUUCCGCCCUGCCCUCCACCACCCCGGUGACCCCUUCGUCCCUGAAGAGAGACCUCGGCUUCUGGUGCCCGCUGCAGCUGAAGACCAAGCCGGGCCACGGCUCCUCGUUCCUCGGCGCCCAGGACUGCGCCCCGCCCUGCUCCAACAUGUACUUCAGGCCUCACGACAUCGAGUUCGCCAAGAGCUUCAUCGGCGUGUGCUCCAUCAUCUGCCUGGGCGCCACGCUCUUCACCUUCCUCACGUUCCUCAUCGACGUCAAGCGCUUUCGAUACCCGGAGCGUCCCAUAAUCUUCUACGCCGUCUGCUACAGCUUCGUCUCCCUCAUAUACUUCCUCGGCUUCCUGAUCGGAAACAACGCCGCCUGCACCAAGGCGGAUCACCACGGCGCGGUGGAAACCGUGAUGCUGGGCUCGCACAGCAAAGGCUGCACUCUGCUUUUUAUGCUACUUUAUUUCUUCACAAUGGCGGGGAUCGUCUGGUGGGUCAUACUCACCAUCACCUGGUUCCUGGCAGCUGGACCCAAAUGGAGCUGCGAGGCUAUCGAGAAGAAAGCGGUGUGGUUCCACACCGCCGCCUGGGGAAUCCCCGGCGCGCUAACUGUCAUGCUGUUGGCCCUGAACAAGGUCGAAGGAGAUAACAUUAGCGGUGUCUGCUUCGUGGGGCUGUACGACCUCGACGCGCUGCGGUACUUCGUGCUCGCCCCUCUGUGCGUGGGCGUCGUGGUGGGCCUCUUCCUCAUCCUGGCGGGCAUCGUCUCUCUCAACCACGUCAGGCAGGUGAUCCAGCACGACGAGCGCAACCAAGAGAAGCUCAAGAAGUUCAUGAUCCGGAUUGGCGUGUUCAGCUGCCUCUACCUGGUCCCGCUGGUCACCCUGCUAGCUUGCUACACCUACGAGCAGAGCCACCGCAGCUCCUGGGAGAACACCUGGAUCAAUGACAGGUGUCAAGAGUAUAGCAUCCCCUGCUCCCACAAGGCCACGGAGCUCCACCGUCCCGACCUCUCUCUGUUUCUCGUGAAAUACCUGAUGACGCUGGUGGUCGGGAUAUCUGCCGUGUUCUGGGUCAGCAGCAAAAAGACCUGUUCCGAGUGGGCGUACUUUUUCAAACGAAACCGCAAAAGAGACCCCAUAAGCGAGAGCCGCCGGGUCCUCCAGGAGUCCUGCGAGUUCUUCCUGAAACACAACAGCCGCGUCCAGCACAAGAAGAAGCACUACAAACCCACCUCCCACAAGCUCAAAGUCAUCUCAAAGUCUAUGGGCACGAGCACCGCCAUCUCUCCCGCCAGCACCACGCACCAAGGCUCCUCUGUGUUCGGCAACCAUGAGCCGCACGCGAGGGGCUCCCUGUCCGAGACCUCUGCCAGGGAGCACCUGGACCGCAGCGCCUCCGGCCGAAGCUCCAGGAGGGAGCGGGAGAGGGAGAGAGAGGGCGGGGAGAGGCGCAGCAAAGGUGGGAGCUCCAGUAAGGUCAGCAGCCGCUCGGAGAGCAUGAACAGAGUAGCAGACGGCAGAAUGACUCCAAAAAGCGAGCUGUCAGACGCCAGACAAGCUACAAGUGGACAACAGCAGCAGCAGCAUCUGACUUUGAACCAAUCACACAGCAGCAUUCUGGACUCCGCCCACCAGAAGGUGGACAAGGCAUCAGAGGAGAGUAAGGACCCAAAAGAAAUCUAAGCUAAAAAAAUGUUUCCUGUUCAGUCUUCCAGCUGAUGGUGGCUUAAAGGUCUUUUAAGUUGUAUCCAGUGAAUGUUUAGCAAACAUCAGCUGGUUUGUUGGACCAGAUAUGUGUAGGAUUUAGACUGCAGCUGCUCAAGGUGAUGAUGACUGCGUGUUCCAGCUUUACCGAUCUUUUAGUCCGAAUGUUGAAGAACACGGCUGGAUCUCAACCAGGCUACUACCAAUGGACUUUUAGGAACAUCGCGUACAUCACAAACACUUUUUAGAGAUUUUAGUUAAACAGCAUUCAAUUCCUUAAAAAAAAAAAAAAACAA
Molecule: messenger RNA, 2730 nt
Organism: Poecilia latipinna (sailfin molly)
Lineage: Eukaryota; Metazoa; Chordata; Actinopteri; Cyprinodontiformes; Poeciliidae
Gene: fzd6
Product: frizzled class receptor 6
Exons: 8
Coding region: 335-2413 (692 amino acids)
Biological process (GO): non-canonical Wnt signaling pathway; canonical Wnt signaling pathway
Cellular component (GO): plasma membrane
Molecular function (GO): Wnt-protein binding; Wnt receptor activity
Source: RefSeq, a predicted model, not a curated record